AUGGUGAAGCCCUCCCUCCGCACGAUGGUGGGCUUUCUCGGGGCUCUGCCGCGGGAGGGGUGGGCCCUCAACAGCCUCACCUCGGAGGCCCGCCUGGGGGUCUACGCGGAGAGUUUCGCGCGCUUUGUUGAGCGAAUCGCGGGGGAUCGCGCGCGCUACCCGUUUGAUCGCGCCCGCUGCGCUCAACAGGCCCUGCGGGCGUUCCGCCGCCGCCUGAGCCUCCCGGGCGCGCGAAGGCAACUUUUGGCCUUUUUAAGCACCCCCGACUGGACGGCGACGCUUCGAGAGACUAUCACGAGCCGCCCGCCAUCCGCGUCGUCGUCGGGGCCGCCGUAUUAUAUCCCGACGGUGGUCAUCCACGGCGCCGAGGAUCCCCUUUCCCCGCCGGCGAACGGCGAGCGGGUGUCGGCGGCCAUCCCUGGCAGUAGGCUUAUUCUGGUCGAGGGAAUGGGACACCCACUGCUGCCGGCCCUCCGCAAGCGGUACGUGGGUUGGAUUGCACAAAAUAUCCGCGCAGGCGAGGCGGCCGCCGCGCAGAGGGGGGAAUUAUCCAGCUAUGGGAAAGUCAACCCCUCCCAAACGGCAUCACCCUCGAGCGAUUUACCAGCGAACACGGGAGGAAGUGCGGAUUCCAAGGCAAAUGAACUCCCUACCGGGGCUAAUUCAAAGCUGUAG
Messenger RNA from Phytomonas sp. Hart1, 675 nucleotides. The record is from the annotation of a GenBank genome assembly. Lineage: Eukaryota; Euglenozoa; Kinetoplastea; Trypanosomatida; Trypanosomatidae.